Molecule: messenger RNA, 4387 nt
Organism: Seriola aureovittata
Lineage: Eukaryota; Metazoa; Chordata; Actinopteri; Carangiformes; Carangidae
Product: complexin-2-like
Exons: 4
Coding region: 398-799 (133 amino acids)
Biological process (GO): neurotransmitter transport; synaptic vesicle exocytosis; regulation of neurotransmitter secretion
Cellular component (GO): terminal bouton; SNARE complex
Molecular function (GO): syntaxin binding
Source: RefSeq, a predicted model, not a curated record
CCCCCCCCCCCCAAUUCUACUCCUCCUCUUUCUCUCUACGUGUGUGUGUGUGAGUGUUUAUGAGUGAGUGAGUGUGUGUGCAGGAAGACGAAGCGGCAGGCAGUAGGAAGCACCAAGGACGUCCUUUUUCCAGCCCCGGGGAGCCAGCCAGAGAUGCAAGGGACGAGCAGUUAGAUUAGCCCGUGCUGCUGUUUGCCUGCUGCAGGAUAACUUCGCUCCGGAGGCGGCUGCGGCUCCAGCUCUGCUCUCUUGAUCCUUGUUUGGUGUGUUGAGUGUGUGAGGAGGAUUUCAUCCAGGCGCCGGACGGAGAUCUGGCAACCAAGGACUUCUACUUUUCUGCAACUAUUGAAUGUAACAUCGCUUGGAUAAGGAAGGCAGGGAAUUAAAAGCCAUCGUCAUGAAUUUCGUUAUGAAACAAGCGUUGGGAGGGGCCACCAAAGACAUGGGCAAGAUGCUUGGUGGAGAGGAGGAGAAGGAUCCUGAUGCUCAGAAAAAAGAGGAAGAAAGGCAAGAGGCGCUGAGGCAACAGGAGGAGGAGAGGAAAGCCAAAUACGCAAAAAUGGAGGCAGAGAGAGAAAACAUCCGGCAGGGCAUCAGGGACAAGUAUGGCAUCAAGAAGAAGGAGGAGAAGGAAGCCGAGGCAGCAGCUGCUAUGGAGCAGGCCUCUGAGGGCAGCCUCACCCGUCCGAAGAAGGCGGUUCCCACCGGCUGCGGUGACGAGGAGGAAGAGGAGAGCAUCGUGGAUACGGUCAUGAAAUUCAUCCCAGCCCCGCUCAUGGAUAUGUUCAAUAAAAAGUAACAGUGUUUUUGGGUGAAAUCUGAUUAACUUCUUACAACGCCCAUCUAACCAAUGCCGUACCACCCUGCCCGCCCAAACCUGCAGUCACACCUUUCUUCACCCCCCCUCCCGCCCUUUCAGCCCAACUUCUAAGUGUCCUGGAGUCGUGCAACGUGUCCUGACUUUGCCCUCGAGUUAAAAUAUCUGAUCUCUGAUGGUGGUACUUAGUUUUUAAUUUCUCAUACAGAGCAUCUUUCCUGAUAACCUGUGAUUAACUCUGUUUUAAAAAAUUAUGUAACACCUGCACAGAUCCAGUGUCUUAACUUCAAGGCAAACUAAUGCCGCGUUUUCAAAGUGCCAAGCACUUAGAAAAAGCUGAGACAUCAUUCAUCAUCCACCCUUUUUGUUUGUAAAUAGACUUGGGUUAUAAAAAAAAGAGAAGUAUAUAUGAGUGAAAUAUGACAUAUAACAAGAUGACUAAGAGUAUAAGCCAUAUUUUUAACUUUUAAGAAAUUAUCCAAAUCAUAUCAAAAUUUGAUUGAAUUAUCCUGUUAUGUUCUUGCUAAUAUUUGAUACAUACGAUGUAUAUAAAUACUUGCAUUUUUAUUGGUUCUCCGUUGUGAGGAUUCACCCCAUAAACUGUCCCUCAUGUUCUCAUUGGUUUACUGUGAAUGUGUAAAAUGACACUGGUAAAGUCAAAACAUCUGUAAAACCAGAAAGUGAAGGAAUUAAUCAUUUGGAAUGAGACUUUUGUUUUUGUUUUGUUUUGUUUCCUUUUUUUAAGCAUGCAGUAAAACUUUGGUGAAGUGAAGUACACUUAUGGAUACCAUUUUAUUUGUUAUGAUAAAGCGAAAUCCAUUGAUAAUUGAGGCAAUAACUGGUUUUCCAUUUUUAUUUAAUUGACAUCAUAUCCACCAUGUACAGUAGGCGAUAACUGACUUUGUGUCUGAAAUGUUCUUCCAUGGGGAAAACUAUAAAUGUUCUCCAUACCUAGAGUUUGUCUCAAAUCAGUUAGGGAACAUUCUUAUAUCUUCUCUUAUAAAUUCACUUACUAUACAUGUUUGUGGUUUAAAAAUUCAGUUAUAUGUCCUGUGGCAGGUGUCGCUCGCUCUGCUUUUGCAAUAGGACGAGUAAAAGUUUGACCAGACUAGCUGAUUUUGAUUUGUGUUAACAUUUUCAUUUUUUUUUUUUUUUUGUAAAAAAUUGAAACUUCACAAACACAACUACGUUGUGAACACACUAUAUGUGAACAGACAGUGACAAUAGUGCAAUAUAUUGUUCGAAAUGAAGUUGUCCUGUGUCCGUUGGUUUAACUGAUGGGAGUGAAGUCCCAAAUCAGCAAUAACAGACAAUCUUCAUUGUUGUGUGUUUAAAGUUACUCCUUAAUGUGUUAGUCGAUGUUAAAGACACAGACGUGUCUUCAUAGUGACAGUGAAGCGUUUGUAGGUCAGAAAUAUUUGGUUAAAAAAGAGAAAAGGGGGAAGGUGGGACGAUUUGUUUCACGUCGUUAAAAACUAUUCAGUCACAUCACAGAAUGACGAGCACAACGGAGGUUUGUGUUCGGAAUCACAAACCAAGAGGUAAAUCAAACUGCAGGUUUUCAGAGGCAGGCAUUAGCAUGAAAGCUCCAUGAUGAUAGCAAAUGUUUACCAGUCCUACAGACUUCGGGUAAAUGAGUCUAAUGGCACAAAUUCAAAGGGGGUCAUAUGAGGGUAAAAUCGGUUUUAUCUCCAUAUGCCUUGCGUUUUUUUUUUUAUUUCUCCUUCAUUCCACAGUGUCUUGUUAAAACAUUCCAGAUAUUUCAGACAUUCCACCAGACUAGUGCUGGUAACACACAAACUUGGAUAUUUGCAGUAGGCUUCAGUCAAUGCCUUGUUAGCCUACAAGUACAUCACAAUGAAUAAUUUGAUGUUGUUAUAAUCUGAAAAUAGACACUAGAGUGAAUCUAAUAUACAUUAAGAUUCAUAACAUGACCAAGUCUGCAGUGAUUUCAGCUGUUGUGUAGGUUAAAGACAAAAAAAUCCCUCAUGAAGUCUAAGGGAAAGCUUAAAUGUGCUAAUAGCAGUGACCAGUUAACUCUUGUGAUAAAUUUUGUUAGAAGAUGUUUUCGUGAUCCACAUGCGCACAGUAGCUGUACUUGUAAUCAAGGUUUUCUAGACCAACUUUUCUGCCACAUUGCCACUGUUUUUUAUUGAGCUAGCUAAACAUAAAAUAAUGCUAAUUCUGAACUUGUGCAUUCCUGUGGCAUAGACGGGGGAAAUGUAGCGCUUAUCAGCGCUUUGUGAGCUCUGUAAUCAUGUUGAAUAUAUACAAAAAAAACAUCUUCUUGUGAGUUAAAUGUAUUGUAAACUGCCUUUGCCAGCCUCUGUUUAAACAGUGUGUUAGCAUAUAAUUAGCAUCCAAUAGCUAUGGAACCAUCAACACUCCAUUAUCCGAGCAUUAUCCAAUCAAACCAAAGAAUAGUGCUGGUAGUAGUAGACUUAGACAAGAGUUUUCAUUCUCAUUUAGUUACUGCAUAUUUUAUUUCUUUUGAAGUUCUCAGGUAUUCUAGCUUUAAGUUUUUAAUAGAUGUUUAAACCAUAACUAGCCUUCUCUUAGCAUAAUUAGCCUUCUCUGCUGAAAACUGGACAGAUUCAUUGCCAGGGGCCUAGCAAGCCUGAACCAACUUUUAUUUAUGAAUGACAUAUCUCUUGUUUGGCCCAAGAAUAUUCUAGAAAGCUACAAUUACUGCCCCUGUAUAGGACUUUCCCACUAACAUACUCUUAGCAACAUUGUCAGUGUGUGCAGUGCUUCAGGCUAUCAAACUGGUGUGGCCUGAAACCAGAUCACCCUUCGCAUUUCAUUCACUGAUGUCAUCAUAAACCCAUUUUUCAUUACCUUGUAAAUGCCAAUUGAUUGCGCUCUAAAUGGCUUAUAGACCACUGCCCAAACAAACUGCCCAAGUCAUGCGUCAAUCAAUAUUUGGUCGUCCAGUAGAGACCCACUUCGGUUUGGACUCACUCAUUUGUGCCGCUCAUACAGCCAUUAAUACAAUAUUUAAAAAAACUGCCUGAAAAAUAUGCCACUUAAAAAAAAUACUUCUUUUGAUGUGACUUGAAUGUAACUGUCUGAUGUUUCUCUCUCCUUGCAUCUGUCUUUCUCUGUUCUGUACGUGUUGAGAGGAUGCUUACUCUGGUGCAGUAUUUUUCUCUUUCUUGUCUGUAGAAGGUCUUGUUUCUGUCCUCUGGUGGUUGGUAUUUUGAGAAAAAACAAAAACAAACAAAAAAAAAAAACAUGCUGAUUUGGUGCAUUUUUUUGGUACUGCAAAAUCUUCUCACCCUUCUCCUUCCUUCUCUCGCUCUCUCUCUCUCUCUUUCUUUCUCUCUCUUUCUCUCUCUUUCUCUCUCUCUCUCUCUCUCUCUCUCUCUCCCUAUUUGUUGACAAAAUGUAUGCAUGCUUAUGGUGUGCGAUGUAGGCAAGGUUGUUGAUAUACUCGUUUCGUGUCCUCUGUGUUUCAAAGCUCCACCUGUUAGCCUCACUGCAUGCCAUUUUAGACAGAUAUUUCAGUCUGUAACUUUCCUGCAAAAAUGGAAUCACCGCACACUCUGAGAAUAAAGUGAUUUCAUAUAA